UGGCAUGUGAUGCGGUCGCUACCUUUAAGCUCGGCCUAACCUCAUGUCCUCAUCUGAACAAGUAGUUCUCUGAUAUCUGCCUUUCCGUCGGACAAGAUCCAACAAUUGGCGAGGCCGGUUGCCAUCAACCACAAGCCAACGUGCCUCACGACAAAGAGGGAUACCAAAACAUGAUCGCUGUUCCUGAGCCUCCAAGACUUACAAGAAGGGUGGUGGGAGUGACAGCCAUUGCGGAAAUCCCACGGGCCUGUGGCCGUCUUCCGAGACAAGCAUGGUCAAUACGAGAAGCUUUGCCUCCGUUAUCCGACCUCCAGCCUUUCCUCCCACUUCAGCCUGUCAGCCUUCCAAGUCACGAUCGACGAUAUCCCAAAGCUCGUUCCGAUGGCGGCGCAGGAAAUCGCAGUUCCCAGUCAUCUUGUUCAGCUGCAGCACCCAACGGAUCAACACACCUCGCCAGCUUUGAAACUCGAUGAACAGAGCUUCCAAGUUCUCGAUCUCCUCCUCGCUGAUAUUCUGGGCUUUUUGCUUUUCAACCAGUGCCGCAGCUUCAUUUGCGAUCCCUAGACGCUUCAGAGCAAUUUCUGAUACACCGAUCUCAAAGCCUAGAAUAUGAACCCAGCUCUUCUGCUCUUCGGCUGCUCCACAGAAUUCUUCCACAAACUUUUGGACGCGAGCUUUAUUCUUUUCUCCGUUGUAUUUGCCAUCCAUGUGGAUGACAUUCAACGCCCUCGUCUUCACCGCUUUGCAUUGGUCAUGGCACACACCUUGCAAUUCGCGAAGCACCCGGAUGUUCGUGCGGAUGAUGAACUGAAUUGUCUCAUUUGCGUCGGGACUGGCCAAAAGCUGGAAGAGUGCCCCAACUAGCUUUUCAGUUUGUUGUCCGGAUCUGCGCAGGUAGAGAUGAUAAUCUGAUGCACCAAUUAGCGCUAUGUGGACUGGUCCGGGAUAUUCUCACUAAGAUCAGGUCGGGCCAUUCACUUACCACAUCCAUUCAAGGGCUCCAAGAGUUCACGGCUUC
This is a messenger RNA of Cladophialophora immunda, 1018 nucleotides long. RefSeq lists its product as uncharacterized. The transcript has a single exon. The coding region runs from base 171 to 473 and encodes 100 amino acids. NCBI's taxonomy places the organism in Eukaryota, Fungi, Ascomycota, Eurotiomycetes, Chaetothyriales, Herpotrichiellaceae. The record is from RefSeq and is a predicted model, not a curated record.